UUAAAUACUUCGAAAAUCUUAUACUGUUUGACAUUUGUGUACAAUUGGUUUGUACGAAACGUAUAAUACAUUAACAUGAAAAUAUCUGCCUAUGACAUUUCCUUGAGUUGAACAGAAUACUCCGGUAAUACUGGAUUUUAAAAAUUUGUGGAAGAUAUUUGAUAUUAAAUCAUGGAGAUGUGGAUAAGAGAAAAGAUAUUCAAUUUUGCUAACAUAAUAAUGAGAGUACCACCUAUCUUUGUCAUUGAUGAAUUACUCAGAAUUGGUUUUGGAUUAGCAGAGGAAUCUGUAGUCUAUAAUAAUACUGAGUUAGGUUUCAAAAUGGUUGAAACCAAUAGUGCCCUAGAUUCAAUAGUAUCCAUGACUAUAAAUUUAGACUUUAGUGCUCACAGUUGGACUGGUAUGCAGAGUAUAUUAUCACCGUACUUGGUUUAUUUAUACCAAACUUAUCUGAUGACUGCAUUGAAAUUCUUAGCUUGUUGUUUGGGUUGUAUAGCUGCUAUAUGUACUUUUAUGCUGUGGACAAAACAUCUUAUAAUUGUUUACCUUUAUCUUAUAUCUGUGGGAAUUGUAUAUGUAUCUUAUUGGUCAAACACAAGAAUUACUGAUACUAUUACAAUGUAUCUGAACUCUAAGGAAAAUGGAAGUACUGUAUUAAAUGAACUCUUCAAACUUCAAUUUACAAAGUUAUUGUCAAACUGGCCAGACUUAGUAAUCAUACAAAAUCGUGGUUUACAAUAUGUUCUUGCUCAAUUAUUUUGUUACAUCCGUUUUGGACAGCAAUAUACAAUGCUUCAAUUUAUAGUUACAUUGGGCUUUAUAUUUUCAGAAUCAUCUUUUCGUUUCAUACCUUUGGGUAUUUGUGCUUUCCAACUUUUUUACAAUCGCCAUAAUAUAUGGAAAACGGUAUACAGCGGUUAUCAAUUUGGGCAAAUCUUUAUUUCGAAUUACGGUUUAUCAGCAUUUGCUGAAAUGCAAUGGACGCGUCUUCGGGUGCCUUCUGUCUUACGAACAUUUUGGAUUCUUCGUGUAACAGAACAAGUGAUCCAAAUUAUGAACAGUAAUAAUGAUGAGGAACAUUUAAAUUACUAUGUUAUAAUAAAAACUUUGAUGAUAAAUGGUUGUGAGACAUUAACAGCUGUAUUAGGCAUGACAAGUAUUAUUUCAUUCAUAUGCCACUACAUAGGUAGUUUUUUUCAGUGGAUCUUGCUACUUGACAACGAGGAUGAAAAAAAUAUUGGAACCGUAUCAGCAAUGUUAUUCUAUAUACUAGCUUUGCAGACAGGUUUAACGUCACUUAAUAAAGAAAUUAGAUUAUUAAGAUUGUGCCGGAAUUUAUGUCUCUUAUUCACUGCUGUUUUGCAUUUUAUUCAUAAUAUUGUCAAUCCUCGCUUAAUGUCACUGAGUGCUUCGCAUAAUCCUGCGUUUCACAAGCACGUAAGAGCAUUAAUUGUAUGUGUUUUCCUCAUUGUCUUCCCAGUCUGGUUGCUUACGUUUUUAUGGUCACAUUAUACAAUUAGUACGUGGCUUCUAGCUGUAACUGUUUUCAGCAUAGAAGUUGUGAUUAAAGUCCUAGUUUCAUUGGCGAUUUAUUCUCUUUUCCUUUAUGAUGCCUACUGUAAAAACUUUUGGGAUGAACUGGACGAUUGGGUUUACAUUAUCAGAUCCUUUGGAAACACAAUCGAGUUUGGAUUUAGUGUUAUUCUUUUCUUUAAUGGCUUUUGGAUUUUAGUCUUUGAGGCUGGUGGUACCAUUCGUGCCCUUAUGAUGUGUGUUCAUGCUUACUUUAAUUUAUGGUGUGAAGCAAAAGCUGGCUGGAGUGUAUUUAUAAAGCGCCGCCAUGCAAUAAACAAAAUCAACUCAUUACCGGAAGCAAACAAGGUACAACUGCGUGAGCACGCGGAUGUUUGUGCCAUUUGCUAUCAAGAGAUGGAAUCUGCCAAAAUCACAAAAUGCAAUCAUUUCUUCCACGGAAUCUGUCUACGUAAAUGGCUUUAUAUGCAAGACAGAUGUCCCCUAUGUCACGCCAUUAUGUAUAAAAUCGACCAGAAAAACACUGAAAAUUCAUACGAUGAUUAACUUGAUGAACAAGAUAGUUAAGCAAUGAUGUGAAUUUCCACGAUAUUUUCAAAAUUGACGGCUUAACA
Molecule: messenger RNA, 2147 nt
Organism: Ceratosolen solmsi marchali
Lineage: Eukaryota; Metazoa; Arthropoda; Insecta; Hymenoptera; Agaonidae
Gene: Trc8
Product: TRC8 ring finger protein
Exons: 5
Coding region: 172-2079 (635 amino acids)
Biological process (GO): proteasome-mediated ubiquitin-dependent protein catabolic process; ERAD pathway
Cellular component (GO): Derlin-1 retrotranslocation complex; endomembrane system
Molecular function (GO): ubiquitin protein ligase activity
Source: RefSeq, a predicted model, not a curated record